This is a messenger RNA of Zymoseptoria tritici IPO323, 2286 nucleotides long. RefSeq lists its product as uncharacterized. Gene Ontology annotation, molecular function: copper ion binding; starch binding; oxidoreductase activity. Bases 115 to 2286 code for a protein of 723 amino acids. The record is from RefSeq and is a predicted model, not a curated record. Lineage: Eukaryota; Fungi; Ascomycota; Dothideomycetes; Mycosphaerellales; Mycosphaerellaceae. The transcript has 3 exons.
UUUCCUCGCGCUCUUUGACCUUUGUCUUUCCACUUGCGCUCGUUUCUUUCUCAUUUCUCGUACCUCGAAGAUUUUGUGUAGUCGGUGGACUUUCUCUCACCGCACCGUUUCACAAUGCGGUUACAUUCCAUCUUUAAUUUCCUGGCGUUGGCCGCACCAAUCUUUGCGACCGUCCUUCCAAGCUACGACUACUCGCAACGGUCAGAAGAAGUAUCUGCGCAACAUCUCGAAUCUCGACAAAGCAAUGCGGGCUCCAUUCCCGUGACCUUUAACCUACUCGCGCAAACUGGCUGGGGAGAGAGUAUACAGGUUGCUGGUUCCACCGACGAGCUCGGCAAUUGGGCCGCCGCCAACGCUGUCGCUCUCACAGCAGCUCAAUAUACCGCCGGAAACCCACUAUGGUCGAUAACAGUUGACCUUCCAGUCGGACAGUCGUUCUCCUACAAGUUCAUCCGCAUCUCUGUAGACGGCACCGUCAUCUGGGAAGAUGAUCCUGAUCGAUUCUACACGGUACCUGGUAACGGAGCCACCGCUGCGACAAUCUCCAACUCGUGGCAAGCCCGGCCAACAACAUCCGCCACUCGAACUGCAACCUCAACUGCUCCCAUCGCCAGCUCGACAUGCACUAACGGACCAACAUCUCGUGGCUGCUGGACCUCUCCAUUCUCCAUCAACACCGACUUUGACCAGAACUGGCCCAUUACCGGACGCACAGUGUCUUACAAUUUCGACAUCACGAACAUCACCCUCGCUCCAGAUGGCUUCGCUCGUCCUGUCUUCGCUGUCAACGGUCAAUACCCCGGACCUACGAUCUUCGCAAAUUGGGGCGACACAAUUCAAGUCACUGUCCAAAACUCCCUCCAACACAACGGCACCUCGAUUCACUGGCACGGUAUGCGCAUGUACCACGCCAACGGUCAAGACGGUGUGCCUGGUGUGACCGAGUGCCCAAUCGCGCCCGGAAGGAGUAAGACGUACACCCUGCUCGCGACCCAGUACGGAACUUCGUGGUACCACUCUCAUUUCUCCUCGCAAUACGGCGAUGGCAUUCUCGGUCCUAUCGUCAUCAAUGGCCCUGCGUCCGCCAACUACGAUAUUGAUCUCGGCGCCCUGCCCAUGACGGAUUGGUACUACCCGACAGUCAUGACGACCGCCGCCCGCGCCAUGCACGCCAAUGCUCUGGCUCCUACAGCGGACAAUGGCCUUAUCAACGGAACGAUGGUCUCCACCUCUGGGAACCGAGGAGCAUAUGCCAAGACGACCCUCACAGCAGGCAAGAAACACCGGCUUCGGUUCAUCAACACUUCCGUCGACAACCACUUCAUGGUCGGACUCGAUGGACACAUCAUGACGGUCAUCUCCGCCGACUUUGUGCCCGUCGAGCCGUACAACGCGAGCUGGAUCUUCAUCGGUAUCGGUCAGAGAUAUGAUGUUGUCAUCUCCGCGGACCAGACGCCAGGACGGUAUUGGUUCAGGGCGGAAGUGCAGGAUAGCGCAGGGUGCGGAGCCAACUUCCAAAACGGCAACAUCCGCUCCAUAUUCUCCUACUCCUCCCUCCCCUCCAACACUCCCACCCUCCCCACCAGCUCCCCAACCCCCUACACCCAACGCUGCAGCGACGAAACCUCCCUUACCCCAGUCUGGAACUCCUACGUCCCCCGCGGCCGCAUCCCAGACGCAUCCUCUUUCUCCGAACUCUCCAUAGCAAUCAACCAAUCCACCGCCGCCGACGGAAAACUCACCCUCUACUGGCAAGUCAACGGCACGCCCCUCCGCGCAGACUGGGAGAAACCCAGCGUCAUGACCGUUCGCGACGGGAAAACUUUUCCCAAAGCGAGCAACAUGAUCACCUUCGAUGAUGACGAUGAAGAUGAGUGGACGUACAUCCUCAUCACGACGGGUCAAGGGUCGCCGUUUAAUGUGAAUAUCCCCCAUCCGAUUCAUUUGCAUGGACAUGAUUUUUAUGUGCUGGGGACGGGGACUUCGGCGUGGAGGGAUGCGGAUCGACAGGGUUUGAAUUAUGAGGAUCCGGUGAGGAGGGAUGUGGCCAUGUUGCCGAGUGAGGGGUGGUUGGCGAUUGCGUGGAGGAGGGAUAAUCCGGGGGUUUGGUUGGUGCAUUGUCAUAUUGCAUGGCAUGCGGAUGAAGGCUUCGCGGUGCAGUUUCUCGAGUCGCCGGAUAAGAUGCUGGAUGUUGCGCCGUUGCCGGGUGACUUUGAUGAUCAGUGUGCGGCUUGGAGUGAUUUCUAUCAGGAUGGGUUGUAUAAGCAGAGUGAUUCCGGAGUCUGA